Closterium sp. Naga37s-1 is the source of this 492-nucleotide messenger RNA. Lineage: Eukaryota; Viridiplantae; Streptophyta; Zygnematophyceae; Desmidiales; Closteriaceae. The record is from the annotation of a GenBank genome assembly.
AUGCGUUCCCUCCAACCUGUGUCGCUCUCACAUCCAUUCUCUGCAUGUGAGCGUGCAACAUCAACUCUCCUGGCUUCCGUUUCCGCUCCUUCAGCUGCUAUGGUGCUGGUGAGUGCUGCUGUGUUGGUGAGUGCUGCUGUGGUGGUGAGUGCUGCCGUGUUGGUGAGUGCUGCUGUGGUGGUGAGUGCUGCUGUAGUGGUGAGUGCUGCUGUGGUGCUCCUGCUGUGGGACAUGGACAUCAGGGUGGAGGAGAAGGAGUGGUGGGCUGAAGGAGGCGGAGAAAACAGCGAAGCGCAGGACCGACUUAAUACGGAGAAACGUAAGUUGGAAGCGCUGCUGAGCAGCAAAGAGGAGAUUAGGAAGAACGGAUGGCCCCUAGAGGAAGAGAGCAGAGUGGCCAUACACAGCCGUCUAGCGAAGCAGAGCUGCAUGCAGUCGUUCAUGGCGCUGGAAGACAGGAAGAUCGUGCAGAGCAAGCUGACGCGGGGGUAG